Molecule: messenger RNA, 687 nt
Organism: Sphaerodactylus townsendi
Lineage: Eukaryota; Metazoa; Chordata; Lepidosauria; Squamata; Sphaerodactylidae
Gene: POP7
Product: POP7 homolog, ribonuclease P/MRP subunit
Exons: 2
Coding region: 144-530 (128 amino acids)
Biological process (GO): tRNA 5'-leader removal
Cellular component (GO): ribonuclease MRP complex; nucleolar ribonuclease P complex; nucleus
Molecular function (GO): nucleic acid binding
Source: RefSeq, a predicted model, not a curated record
CGACCCCACGUGCGCGCGCCCUGCGCAAGCCCAGACUCCCCCUGGCGCGUGCGCUGCCCCCCCCCCCACGUUCCCGAUAGGAAACGGAAGAGGCGGAGGCGCGCGUGCGCGGAGAAGCUCCUGCUAACGUGCCCAGAGCUGCCAUGGCUGAAUUGGGCUACCCGACCGAGAUGGAGUGUGCCCUGCGCCGCCGCCUGCCCCGCCGCCUCCCACGCCGCUGCAGCGACAUUUACGUCAACAUGAAGACGGACUUCAAGGCCCAGCUGAGCCGCUGCCAGAAGCUGUUGGCGCCCGGUGGGAGCUGCGCCGAGAUCUGCAUCCACGGCCUGGGACUGGCCAUCAACCGUGCCAUCAACAUUGCCCUGCAGCUGGAGGCCACGGGUGGCGGGUCGCUGCGCUUGGCGGCCAACACCUCCACUGUGGAGCUGGCUGACGUGGCGGAGCCGGAAGGGGACGGCGACGAGCCGCUGGCCAGGACCCGGAACAACUCUGCCAUCCACAUCCGAGUGUGCCGCGUCACCCCAGAAUGAGGCUCUUCCCAGCCGCCGGCUCACGCCCUCCAGAGGAAAGGGGCCCUCCCUGCCACCCUGGAAUGCUGCUGGCCAACUGCUGGCCGAGCCCCAGUGGUGGUGAACCUUUGGCACACCAGAUGUUAUGGACUACAAUUCCCAUCAGCCCCUGCCAGCA